AUGGCUACAGUUUGCCAGUUUGCAGCAUACAGUAGACACUCGUGUUUACUGACCUCUGCCUCUGUCCCCAGGGCCCUGCACUUGGCCGUGAUACAUCAGCAUGAGCCCUUCCUGGAUUUCCUCUUGGGCUUCUCCGCCGGCACUGAGUACCUGGACCUGCAGAAUGACCUAGGCCAAACAGCCUUGCACCUAGCAGCCAUCCUGGGGGAGGCAUCCACGGUAGAGAAGUUGUAUGCAGCUGGCGCCGGAGUGUUGGUGGCUGAGCGAGGGGGCCACACCGCUCUGCACUUGGCCUGCCGGGUGAGGGCACACACGUGCGCAUGCGCGCUGCUCCAGCCCCGCCCCAGACGCCCAAGGGAUGUCUCAGAUACCUACCUCACUCAGAGCCAGGACAAUACCACAGACACCGGCCCCACCCCUGUUGCUGUGAACCCUCAACCCAACCCAGAGAUCGAAGAGGAUCCGAGUGAUGAAGACUGGAAGCUGCAGCUAGAAGCUGAAAACUAUGAGGGCCACACCCCACUCCAUGUAGCUGUCAUCCACAAAGAUGCAGAGAUGGUCCGGCUGCUCAGGGAUGCUGGAGCUGACCUCAAUAAACCGGAGCCCACGUGUGGCCGGACCCCUCUGCACCUGGCGGUAGAAGCCCAGGCAGCCAACGUACUGGAGCUUCUUCUGAAGGCUGGUGCUGACCCUACCGCCCGCAUGUAUGGGGGCCGCACCCCACUUGGCAGUGCUCUGCUCCGGCCCAAUCCCAUCCUUGCCCGCCUCCUCCGUGCACAUGGAGCCCCUGAACCUGAGGAUGAGGAUGAUAAGCUCGGCCCUUGCAGCAGCAGCAGCAGCGAUAGUGACAGUGACGGCAGAGAUGAGGGCGAUGAAUAUGACGACAUUGUGGUCCACAGUGGCAGGAUCCAAAACUGGCUACCUCCCUCCCCGGCACCCAAACCUCUUCCUGAUGACUCCAACCCCGCCUGACUUAAUUUCUAAUAUUAAUAUAAUUUCCAUUUAAUAAAGCUUGAGACCUGAAGCCAGAGCCCAGA
This is a messenger RNA of Cricetulus griseus (Chinese hamster), 1037 nucleotides long. The record is from RefSeq and is a predicted model, not a curated record. Lineage: Eukaryota; Metazoa; Chordata; Mammalia; Rodentia; Cricetidae.